UGUUUCUUCAGUGUCGUUUUAAGUGAACACCGAUGGGUUUUUGUUUACCUAGCAACAGACAGCAGAUAGCGACGGUGUUUCAGUGUCAUCGCUAACGCGAAUUUUAUCAAAUAAAAUGCGCCGUGGCAUGCGUUCGGGUUAUUGUAAAGUAUCACAAAAAAGUAAAAAUAACAUAAUUUAGUCUGAGUUAGAUGCCGAAUUGGCCGUCGCCUGGUUUCUUAGCUGGGUAGUGCUAGCUAACGGUAACCAGGUCGAUAUCUGCUUCCAAAGAUGUCUUUUCAAGACUCACCCCGUCCUUCUGAUGAAGAAGAGGCUUUCUACAUGCACUGCAGAGCCGCAUACUUAGCUGUGUUCAGAUCUAGUUUGACGAAUAUCUCUUCGAAACAGCAGCUAUGUCGUGCUCUCCAGCAGGCAGGUAGAAAUCCUUCCCAGGCAACUCUCAGUAAAUACUGGACCUCGACAACAUCCAAACUGAACUUUGACGACUUCUGUGAGAUUCUUAAGUGUGAGAAGAAGACUGAGGAGACUGAGCUGCUGAGAGCCUUCAAAAAGAUGGAUGUGAAUGGAGACGGCUACAUUUCACACAGUGAACUGGAGAAGGCCCUCACCAAUAGUGGAGAGAAAAUGACCACCGAAGAGGUGAAUGCUAUUUUGUCAUUACUGGACGUCAACAAAGAUGGGAAACUGGACUAUGCAGAAUUCUGCAGAUUGCUUGUGUCUACAGUGGAGCAGUGUCAGAUGGCUCUUUUGGAGAGGCUUGAAGCUAAUGCCAAGCUGAAGAGACAGAACUUUGGCAGUCAGUCAUACAGCCCUCCAAAGAGCUCCACGUCAUCAGCAGCAGCAGCAUCGCAGGCCGCAGUGACUCUGCCUCAGCCUCCAGAAACACCAAGGACAGACUCAGAUACAACACUCAAGAAAGACAGCCGAUCAUCCUCUCGUCCUUCCUCCGCUCGCAGCAGGCGGUCGUCCCUGUCCAACCCAAUCAUUAUGAUGUCGAGCAGCACCAAGACCAGCAAAGUACAAGAACCCUCAGGCUUACAGGAGUGGCAGCAUAGUGAUGUGAAGGGCUGUUUCUUCUUGGAGGAUGAUGGGAGUAUCAGCUCCCUGCAGUACCAGCUCCAUAUCCCGCAGACGACCAACGUCUACCUAACAAUCCAACCACUUAGCCUCAGCCACAGACCAGACAAGCCGUCUUCAUGGAUGACCGUGGACACGGGACUUUUUGUGACAUCAGUUGGCGAAACCAAAGAAGACUCAACGUUUGUGUGUUUCACUGAGUCAAAAGACAAAGAAAAGUAUGUCUGGAAAGGAGAACUGAAUGCUGGGACUUAUUACCUGCUUCCCUUCACUAGUGGCUGCAAAAUAAAGAAAAGAAGCAAAAAGAGCCUUUCUAAUAAACCUGCAGAGCUUGUCUAUAGGACGGACGCUGGAGAACUAGACCUCACCACAGAGCUCAGGGAGGUGCUGUCUGACAUCUUUGAGGUGAUCGACAUGGAUGGAAAUGGUUUGCUCAGUCUGGAGGAGUACAAUUUCUUCGAGCUGAGGACCAGCGGAGAGAAAUGUGACAAGGACGCCUGGGCUGUCUGCAAAGAGAACUUUGAUAUGAGAAAGAACCAGCUGACACGGCAGGGCUUCAUGGAGCUGAACCUGAUGGAGGCCACAGAGAAAGAUGGAGACCCUGCUGACCUGUGGGUCACCCUGGAAGCCAUGGGCUACAACCGAAUGCUGGAGCUAGUAGAUGCUUGUCCGUUCCAGAUAGACGUCUACUGUGAGGGCACUCAGCCAUCCAUCCAGCCACUCAGUCUAGACUCAGGCCCCAAGCUUCUGAACCAGGCCCUGCAGAAGUCCAUCACAACCAGGACAGGGGCCAAAGCACUGAGGGGACAAGACAACAUCUUUAUCUACACCUACAGAGGAGAACACAGGAUCUCUUCCCUCAUAGCCAACAAGACCAACCAGAAAGUGACUGUCCACGUGAACAAUGAGCAGAGCAGGAACUGCUGCAGCAGCAGAGGAAUGAGUGUAUUCGCUGUCGAGGUGCCAGCCAGGACAAAGAUGGUGUGCCAACACGUCCUGCCCAUCAACGACAGACAGGACUGGACCUACAGCUGUGUGGAGACGAUACUACCCUGCACCUAAAGUUGUGCUCCCAUCUAGAAUUCAAAGCCCGCUGUCAAAGCUAGUGAUACAGAAAAGGGAUAGGCAAAGCUUACAAAUGGUUUCAUACAGGAUACAAAAUAAAUAGAAAUGAUCCUACAUACUGUUACUGGUUGGAUCAAAUGAUCGAUAUGUGUCGUUUUACUAUACGUAAGUAACAAGGUCCAAAGAGUCCACUGUCUAAACAUUUUAACUUUUAAAAAACAUUUUUUAGAGAUUACCUGUGUGUUUUGUAAAGCCUUACAUGUCAGACCAGGAGCUGAGAUCCUCUGCCUGCUUGUGGCCUGCAGCUCCAACAAAGUGCACCGGGAAGAAUGGAGUUUCAGAAGCUCAGUGACCAUUGAUGGAAGACAGAGAUGGUCACUGUAGUGGUGAAGUACAGAUGAUAAUGGAUAUUACUGUUUGGUUGUGUCUUUGUAUGUUUGACAUAUAGUUAAUGUAAAUAAAGUAAGAACUCCAUUAACAAUAAAUAACAGUUAAUAUACAUACAAUGCAUGGACUUACGUUGACAAAAUGACCUGUUUACUCAUAAUUUAUCCUUCAAAUUAAGACUGUCGUUGUGUUCUGUUGACAAUUGAUUUAAUCACAAAAAAAGAAAAUAUCUAAAAAGGUGUGCUCAUGUGUCUUAUGGCGUGUUAUUUAAAAUUUGAAAAUUCAUGUUUCGCGUAGUCUUAUGCAAAAAAACUUAGGUGCUCCAAAAACAUCAAUCACAGUCAAAUAAAGGAUGGUUUUAGCUACUUUUCAUGUCACUGUGCAGUCAGGUGAUCAUAAAGCCAAAACAAACGUGGUAAGAUUUUAUUUUCCUGUGUUUUACUUUAAAAAACAUUUUACCCUGUUACCACUUCCUUUGUGUAGAUGUAAAUAUGAUUUAAAUAAAUAUUUUCUGUUGCAGAUUUUU
Acanthopagrus latus (yellowfin seabream) is the source of this 3055-nucleotide messenger RNA. It is a transcript of the gene efcab7, whose product is annotated as EF-hand calcium binding domain 7. The transcript has 13 exons. Bases 271 to 2139 code for a protein of 622 amino acids. NCBI's taxonomy places the organism in Eukaryota, Metazoa, Chordata, Actinopteri, Spariformes, Sparidae. The record is from RefSeq and is a predicted model, not a curated record. Gene Ontology annotation, molecular function: calcium ion binding.